CUAGAAUCCAAACCAGUAAAUCCCUGAAAAAAUAUCAAUAUUGUCUUUGGUCUUAAAUCAAUGUCAAAAUUCUAAAAUAUGGAUUAUUUGUCUGUGGUAAAACCAAGUUGUUAGUUGACGUGAACAGGAUAUUUUCCUGUAUUUUUAAUUAUUCUUUAUAUUUUAACUUUUAAACAAGUAAAAACGUGAAAAAUGUCUACGGCAGUAGAUCAAAAAUCGUAUUUACAAAAGUACUUGGGUGGUCCAUCGGUCGAUAAGAAGAAGAAAAAGAAAAAAAACGUUAAAGGAAAGGGGUUCAAAAUAAUAGAUGAUGACUUGGAUCUAUCCAAACUGCGCCCACUAGAUGGUGAUGAGCUGGAUAUAUUGAAUGAGGGUGAGGAUGCUCCUCAAAUAGCUGGCAUCAUUGAUGAGAGGCCUGAAGAGUUGAGGAAGAUGGAUGCCUUUCAAACCUCGUCCAAGUGGAGGGUUAUCAACCAAGAUGAUGGAUUCAACAGCAAACUAAAAGUAGAGGAGGUUAAACGCAACAAGAAAGAAGUUGAAAAAGAGAAUGAAAUUGUAUUCGGUAAAAUGUACAGCGAUUCUGAAGACGAGCAGAAAAAUGACUCUGAUGCAUCACCACCACGAAAAAAUGAUAAUAAGAACAGUUCUAGUACUAAAAAGAAUCAAAAACAUAACAGCGACAGUGAUUUUAGCCCUCCCAGAAGAGAUAAAACAAGUAAUAGAGGUAAAAAUUCGAAAAAUUCUGAUUCAGAUGUAUCACCACCUAGAAAAAACACGAAAAACGAUCGAAAAUAUAAUGCAAACAAUAGUGAUAGUGACACUAGUCCUCCAAGACGUAAGAAUGAUACAGAAAACUCAAAAUCAAAAACCAAGUAUGACUCGGAUCAGUCCCCUGUAAGAAAACAUUCGACAAGUCGCACUUCAAAUGAUAAAAAGUCCAAAACUCAUCAAACAGACAGUACAAGAUCAAAAAAUCAAAACAAUAGAGAUGCAAGCCCGCCACGAAGAAAAGAUGAUAACCAAAAUAAGAGUAGAGUUAGGAAACCUUCACGUUGGGGCGAUUUUAAAGACGAAUCAAAUCAGAGGUCAAAAAGUCCCAGAGCACAACGUAAAAAUUCACCUGAUAGACAUAUAAAUGAAAACAAUCAUUCAAAAAAAUACAGCAAUGACUCUGAUAUUUCACCACCUAGAAAAUCAAGACAUGAUUCACCAAAGAGAAACAGAUCUCCUGAUUCUGAUGAAUCACCACAAAGAAAAAGAAAGCAGUCUCCAGAUAAACGAAAGAAUGAUGAUAAAUAUAGAGACAUUUCAUCACCUAAAAGGAACAAGCAACAAAAAUAUUCUGAACAGGCAAAAAGGUCGCACGAAAGUAGUAAAAGAAGGCAUGAAAGCGAUUCUGAUGCAUCACCAAGACAAGAAAGAAACAGAAAUGAUACAAAAAGAAGUAAAAGAAGAAACAUUGAUUCAGAUUUAUCCCCAGCAAGACAAGAAAAAAGUAAAAUUUACAAUAAAAGAACUAGACAAAACAGUGAUUCAGACAUUUCACCUGCAAGGAAAGAAAGAAAUAAGAAAGACAACAAAAGUAAAAGAAAAGAUAGCGAUUCUGAUUUGUCACCUCCCAGAAAAGGAAGAAGUAAAACUAACGAUAAAAGAACUGCAAAUAAAAAUCAAAGGCAAGACAGUGAUUCGGAUCUAUCUCCACCGAGAAAAGAAAGAAGCAAGAAUUACCAAGAGAGAAGGGAUGAACCUCCACCAAGUAACAAGAAAAUGGAGAAAACUUUAGAAGGCAAGCAAGCGGGAUUGCAAGACGCAAGACAAUUGAAACAAGAAAAUGAAUCUUUUAGACGAAGAGAAGACGAGGCAUUCAGAAAUAUGACAGAUGAAAUGUCUGGAAGAAACGCCAAGAUUGUGUCUAGAAAAGGUAAAAGAGAAACAUCAGAAGACAGACAGAAACAAAGAGAAAAGGCAGAGAGACAAAAAGUGUUGGACGAAAAAUAUAAACAAUGGAGUAGAGGAUUAAAACAAAUAGAAUCCCAACAAGCGGCAGUACAAGACUUCAUACAUGAAUCAUCGAAACCACUCGCCCGGUACAAAGACGACCGCGAUCUGGAGAGUAAACUGAAGGACGUGGAGAGACAGGGAGACCCGAUGCUGCAGUACAUGCGAGAGAAGAAGAGGGAGAGAGGAGAGCUGGGGCCUGAAAAACCAAUCUACAAGGGCAACUUCCCGCCGAAUCGCUUCAACAUUCGCCCAGGUUACCGCUGGGAUGGCGUAGAUCGCUCCAACGGCUACGAGAACAAAUACUUCGCGCAACAGAGCAAGAGGAAAGCGCAAGAGGAAGAGGUCUAUAAGUGGAGUACCGAGGACUUGUAAAAUAAGUUAUUGUGUAAUAAAAAAAUCAAUUGUAAAUAUAAUAAAUGUUUAUGUACAAAACAUA
Messenger RNA from Maniola jurtina (meadow brown), 2437 nucleotides. Its product is annotated as BUD13 homolog. Gene Ontology annotation, biological process: mRNA splicing, via spliceosome. The record is from RefSeq and is a predicted model, not a curated record. Lineage: Eukaryota; Metazoa; Arthropoda; Insecta; Lepidoptera; Nymphalidae. Bases 193 to 2373 code for a protein of 726 amino acids. Gene Ontology annotation, molecular function: RNA binding. Gene Ontology annotation, cellular component: RES complex; U2-type spliceosomal complex. The transcript is spliced from 6 exons.